AUGAAAGAUGGCACCGACUUCACCGAGACCGGAGCAUAUGCAAGGAUAUACAACUUCAUCCUGAUGGUUGAUGACUCGAUAAAGAGCUCGGAGCAAAAGAAGAGCAAGCUGCACACAGACCUCCUUGUAGGGAUAGCUAAAGUUGUAAGGGGCACAGAGAAGGAUCAAUCUACGCAAAGAUAUGCAAACGUUGCUGCGAAGGUCGUGUUCAAGAGGAUACGUGAUGAGUAUGAUGACGAGUACUUGAAAAACUCAUUUGGAAACGAGAUAAGAUUAGAUUAUGGCACCGGGCACGAGCUAAACUUCCUAUGCUACCUUUACACUCAGUACUGCAAGGGGACAAUCGCCAUAGACUGUGUGUUCACCACCCUUAUGGAGUACUUCAAUGUCGUUAGGCUCUUUGUAACAAAGUUCAAUCUGGAGCCUGCCGGAAGCCAUGGAAUAUGGGGGCUGGAUGAUUAUCAAUUCCUUCCCUUUCUGUUUGGAUCCUCAGAACUUUGCCACACAAACCUCAGGUUCGACGAACUAGAUGAUACCAAGUGCUACUUCGUUGCCGUGAAGAAGAAGCUGGGUGGUUCCUCACAGAUCCUCAAAAGCAUCAUGGAUAAAGACUGGCCGGCAAUCAACAGAGGAAUGAUCAGGAUGUACGACGACUAUGUCUUGAGGAAGCACGUCGUGACACAGCACUUCAUUUAUGGAGAGUACCUGAGAAGAGACAAAGACAGUGUCUAA
Molecule: messenger RNA, 732 nt
Organism: Encephalitozoon hellem ATCC 50504
Lineage: Eukaryota; Fungi; Microsporidia; Unikaryonidae
Product: phosphotyrosyl phosphatase activator
Exons: 1
Coding region: 1-732 (243 amino acids)
Biological process (GO): mitotic spindle organization
Cellular component (GO): protein phosphatase type 2A complex; cytoplasm; nucleus
Molecular function (GO): protein tyrosine phosphatase activator activity; peptidyl-prolyl cis-trans isomerase activity
Source: RefSeq, a predicted model, not a curated record